This is a messenger RNA of Funneliformis caledonium, 176 nucleotides long. NCBI's taxonomy places the organism in Eukaryota, Fungi, Glomeromycota, Glomeromycetes, Glomerales, Glomeraceae. The record is from the annotation of a GenBank genome assembly.
AAAAAGAAAGACUAGAAGAAGAAUUCGACAGUAUUAAAACUUUAUUGCUUGAUUUUAUUGGAAAGCUUGCUGAAGAAAAAGUAAAAAAUAUGAAUUUGGUAGAGCAAUCAAAGGAAGAUAAACGAGCUUUAGAAAAUCUUAAUGAAAAACUAGCAGAAGAGAAACAAACAGUUUAA